This is a messenger RNA of Blastomyces dermatitidis ER-3, 2280 nucleotides long. RefSeq names its product anthranilate synthase component 1. The coding region runs from base 475 to 2019 and encodes 514 amino acids. The record is from RefSeq and is a predicted model, not a curated record. The transcript has 4 exons. Gene Ontology annotation, biological process: L-tryptophan biosynthetic process. Gene Ontology annotation, molecular function: anthranilate synthase activity. Lineage: Eukaryota; Fungi; Ascomycota; Eurotiomycetes; Onygenales; Ajellomycetaceae.
UACUGGGGCAAAAGAGCUCGGUCACCACCAGCGCACUGCUGGUAGAAGGGCCGAUCAACUCCCGGGACCCCCAACAUUAACCCUACGUUCUUCCCGUAUGGUAGUAAUCACCAACAUAUAGGGCAUCCGGCCAACAGUCUCAAUCCCGACCUGGACAGGAUGACAUAAUCUGUCGCCAAGCCGGGGCCUCGGUUUAGCGUUCAGAGCUUGGCUUGAUGGAUAGAGUCAUCGUCUGGCCUGCCAAAAACUUUUUAUAUACCCGUAUACGGACAUUAUCAUGCUAUUGUGCUACCUUUCUUCUUUUCUCUCGUCUUCUGUGCGGCUGGAUGCUUCCUUGUAUAUAAAUUGAUUUUAUCCCCCCCCCUCCCCUCUCCGGUUUCUCCUGCGUGAUUCAUUGACGAACGAACAAACCCCGCGGCGAAUCGGAGACACACCACCCACCCCGCUCCACACUCCGUACUCCUUUUAACAGCCAUGUCACCACGACCCGUCAUCCAACCCACCUUAGAAGUGGUCAAAGAUGUCCUCGCGCAAUCAAAGGGCGCGCCGCAUCCGCCCAAUCUGAUUCCUCUGGUGGCAUCGGUGCCGGCAGAUCUACUCACUCCCACUGUGGCAUAUUUGAAAUUCUCGGCGAACUCGAAACUAUCCUUCCUCUAUGAGAGUGCUACUACGAUGGAGACAAUUGGGAGGUAUAGCUUUGUGGGAGCCGACCCCAAGAAAGUCCUGAAAACUGGCCCUGGCCAUGGGGCCGAAUGCGACCCACUCCCCGCCCUCGAAAGGGAGCUGUCCCAGUUCCGCGUCGCCACAAUACCAGGCCUCGAGUUGACACCCAUGGCCGGCGGAGCAAUUGGCUACGUCAGCUAUGACUGUGUGAGGUAUUUCGAGCCCAAAACAGCACGGCCCAUGAAAGAUGUACUCAAGGUACCCGAGUCGCUAUUCAUGAUGGUUGACACCAUUAUUGCGUUUGACCACUUUUUCCAAGUUGUCAAGGUUAUCACAUAUGUACAAGUCCCGGAAAAUGACGGAGAUCUAGAAGUGGAAUAUACUAGGGGACAGGAAGUGAUCCAACGUGCCAUCGAUGUACUCCUAGAUCCUAAAAUCCCACUUCCAUCGCAACCACCGAUUAAGAGGGGUCAAGAGUAUACUUCUAAUAUUGGGCGGGCGGGGUAUGAAGGCCAUGUGAAGAAGUUGAAGGAACAUAUCAUGAAAGGCGACAUUUUCCAAACGGUCCCUUCGCAACGACUAGCACGCCCCACCUCUCUUCACCCAUUCAACUUAUUCCGACACCUGCGCACCGUGAACCCAUCCCCGUACCUCUUCUACAUCGACUGCGAUGAAUUCCAGCUCAUAGGCGCCAGUCCGGAAUUACUAGUCAAAGAAGAAAAAAGGCGGAUAAUCACGCAUCCCAUAGCCGGCACCGUGAAGCGGGGCGAGACACCGCAGGAGGACGCACAGCUCGCCGCAGAGCUAAUCAACAGCGAAAAGGACCGCGCCGAACAUGUCAUGUUAGUCGACCUCGCGCGCAACGACGUCAACCGCGUCUGCGACCCGGUGACCACUCACGUCGACUGGCUCAUGGUCGUGCAGAAAUUCUCGCACGUGCAGCAUCUGGUAUCGCAGGUGUCCGGCAUCCUGCGGCCGGACAAGACGCGCUUCGACGCAUUCCGCUCCAUCUUCCCCGCCGGCACGGUCAGUGGGGCGCCCAAGGUGCGGGCCAUGGAACUGAUUGCUGAGCUUGAGGGGGAGAAGCGCGGCGUGUACGCCGGGGCGGUUGGGUAUUUUGGAUACGAUAGUGCGAGUAGGGAUGGGAAGGAGAUUUUUGAUGGGGCGAUGGAUACGUGCAUUGCGCUGCGGACUAUGAUGAUGAAGGACGGGAUUGCGUAUUUGCAGGCGGGCGGGGGGAUUGUGUUUGAUUCAGAUCCAUACGAUGAGUAUAUUGAGACGUUGAAUAAGCUGGGGGCUAAUAUUCAGUGUAUUAAGAGUGCGGAGGAGAGGUAUAUUGCGGAGGAAGGGUUGUAGGUUUCCUUGUUACAUUUUACGUUUACUACUUCUUUAUUUGCAUGGCACUCUGCCGCAGAUUUUUCGAAGAUGGUGAUGGCAGCCGAAAUAUGUGUAAUCUACUCACCACAUAAGACUCGUAGUGUUUCCGCAUAUUAAGGGAAGACGUCCAUGUACCCCGUACGGUUACAUAGAUCCGUAACUGAUAGCUAAAUAUAUCUUUUUGUCAAACGCCCUCGAUCACGUAAGCCGACGGUGCCACACAGCCUCAGCCACCUUUUC